AUGGCAUCAUCAUCAUCAUUCACGCCAGAAUUACUUCGACUCUCAUCAACACCACUUUCACCAUUAGAAUAUUUUACCGAUUCAUCAAAUACGAUCAAUAUCAAAUCGGAUGUUGUUUUAAUUGUUGGUGAAAAAAAAUUUUAUUGUCAUCGUUUAUUAUUAACAUUAGUUUCACCUGUAUUUGUACGUAUGUUUGACGGUCCAUUUAAAGAACAUAACGAACCAGAGAUAGUUCUUGAAGGAAAAUCAAGUGAAAGUAUACUUGAAUUAUUAAAAUAUAUUUAUCCACAAUUUAAUGGCCAGAUUACAAAUAAUAAUAUUGAAGAUUUUCUUCAAUUAGCUGAUGAAUAUAUGAUUGAACAUCUUAAACAACCAUGUAAAAAUUUUUUACUUCAACAACUUGAAUUAUUCAAAUUUGUUGUAUUACCAACACAUAAGAAACUUGAACAAUCAUGCACUAAGUCAAAAAGUUUUCAUGCAAGUGAUUCAGCAUUGAAUUCACCACGACAUAAUGAAGAUAAUUUGUCAGGACAAGGAAAUUCAAGUCGUCCUACUUCAUCACAUCGAUCAAUUACAAGUCCUCGAAAUCCUACUACAAAACCCAGUUCAUCGCAUCUUAAAUCAGGCGAUAAAACAGGAUCAUCAUCAAAUAAUCCGUCUCAUUAUGUACUUCUUCUUGAUAAAACUCAAAUGCCUACUUUCUAUGAUGGACAUAAUACACAAGUUCCAUUUAGUAAUAGCGAACUUGAAACUUGGCUUCGUCGUUUACGUAUUCUUUAUCAAAUUGAUAAAGGUCGCAAUUAUGGUGAAGUUAUUGAUUAUAUUUUAAGUAUUCUUCAAUUUAUACCUGCUACUCUACUUUUAUCUCAUUCACAUAUUGCAAUGGAUACUUAUACAACAGAUGAAAUUAUGUUAAACGACUUAGCUCGUGCACGAAUGUUUGCUCUUGAAGAAUGGAUUUCUGAUGGUGAUCCACAUCGUUCAGUAAGCUUAACAGAAUCCUAUCGAACAAUGUCUCCUAAUGCCUUGAUUAUUGCUCAACAAGCAAUAGCUACUGUAACAGACGUAAUUAAUAAUGAAGAACAUUCUUUUCAACCAACUAUAAUUACAAUGUCCGAUAAUGAAGAGGAAGUUCCAACGAAUUUUUUAAAUAAUACUGACUAA
Molecule: messenger RNA, 1164 nt
Organism: Rotaria sordida
Lineage: Eukaryota; Metazoa; Rotifera; Eurotatoria; Philodinida; Philodinidae
Source: the annotation of a GenBank genome assembly